This is a messenger RNA of Pyricularia oryzae 70-15, 837 nucleotides long. RefSeq lists its product as uncharacterized. Gene Ontology annotation, biological process: regulation of DNA-templated transcription; transforming growth factor beta receptor signaling pathway. Gene Ontology annotation, cellular component: transcription regulator complex. The record is from RefSeq and is a predicted model, not a curated record. The coding region runs from base 1 to 837 and encodes 278 amino acids. The transcript has a single exon. Lineage: Eukaryota; Fungi; Ascomycota; Sordariomycetes; Magnaporthales; Pyriculariaceae.
AUGGCCUCUGACUCUGUUCCCACGGAGCCAUUGCCGAAGUGCUUCUGCUUCAGAGGCUGUCAUCCAGCAGACUGCGUCCUUUGCGUCUGCCCCUUCCACUGGAGCCAGAACUGCCCCAAGAGCCUCACGACAUCCAUGUUCUGCGCCGACCACGAGGACGAAUUCUCUGUACUACUCUCCCCCUCUACAUCAUGCUCGGUGGAGUCGUUUCAUCUUGAUGAUUUUGAUGAAACGUCUCAAGGGCAGACCUCACCCUCGCCCGAUAAAAUCGUCGGCAUCGUCCCCUCGUGGCUGCGCAACGACGUGACCACCAUGGCCACACCAAUAACGCCGCCUCUUGCCGUUCUCGACCCUUCCAUUGUCCUCACGGUCGAAAAGUGCCUGGGUGGCCACAUAUACCAGAGCGCCACUAGCAUGUACUUUGUCGGCGAGAGCGACAAAGACGACGACGAGGAGGAAGGGGAUGCUAUCGAUGACGACUCGUCGUCGUCGUCGUGGCUUGACGGUGAUGUCGACGACGAUAACACGGAUAAAUCAUCCAUGGUGACAGAUCUGUCAGAUUACGCGUCUGGCGAGUCUGAUCAAGAAGACUUCGCCAAUCACAGCCUGCUCAGCAUCCGUACCUUGCUCGCCCGCGAGCGCGCUCAUCUUCUCGAGCUGGGCUACUGCAGCGAGUGGCUUCAGGAACUGUACUAUGCGGCCGAGUUCAUCCUGCUGCGGCUGUAUGGCCGGUGGGACGAAGAUCUCUGCCGGGGAUUCUAUCUGCUCAAUGAGGAGAUAGACGCUGAGAUUGGGCGACUCCAGAAGCCGACCGUUCACAAGGCUUUGCCGCAUUGA